UCACAAACAAAUCAAAAUAAAAUAAAAUCUCACUCAUAAAUUUUCUCUCUUAAUCCUUGAUCAAUCAUGGUUUAUCCUUUGGGUCCCGGAAAAUUCUACGGCAGCAGCCUCCCCCGUCCGCGCAUCUACACCGAUGUGAAAUUCAACACAGAUCGGGUCGACCCGCCGGUUUCUGUCUCCGAUCCGUUUCUUUCCUGGGCUCAGGAGGCUCAUUGGUCGAUGGGUGGCCUUAGCUUCCAGCGCCUCCGUUUCCAAGGCCAUAUCGAAGGCAAUGCUAUGAAGCUCCGUAAAUUUAGAGAAAAAGAAGCAAAAAUGGAGGCGAAAAAUAGCCCUAAAUCUGAUCAUAGAAAUGAUAAUGGGAAGAGGGCGUGUUCGGUUUCGCCCCCGCCUGCUUCAAAAGUGACAAAGAGGCGGAAAUUUCUGGCGAUUUUUGACGAAGAUAGUGAAGAGGAAGGAAAUGAAGUUGCUGAGAAGAUGAUCAAGAAGAGGCCUGCAAGGAAGCUGGUGGGGGAAUUUGACAAAGUGGCAACGGUGGCUACGGCGGGUAGUGAUGGUGGUGGAGUCAGAACAAGGAGAGGUGGUGUUGGUGGUGAUGUGAUGAAGAUUGUUGAGGAGGUGAACAGGGAGAAUUCCGGGAAGAAGGCGAAAAAUGUUGAGAAAAAUGGAUCGAGUCCUGUGAGCAGAGUUAGAACUUCGCCAAGAUUGGCUAAGCAAAGAUCAAGUAAUUAGAUCUUUUUGUGAUUUUAAUUUUUGGGUGUAGGUGUUCGAUGAAAUGUCUGUUGAUUCCGACUCUUAUGUCAUAUAAAUCUAAUCCUAUAGUUUCUGUUUUUUGAUCUUGUUUCUGAUUUAAGUUGUGAUCUAUUAAUGUUCAUGAAAUGGCUUCAUUUUUCUUGAA
Mercurialis annua (annual mercury) is the source of this 895-nucleotide messenger RNA. RefSeq lists its product as uncharacterized. The transcript has a single exon. The record is from RefSeq and is a predicted model, not a curated record. NCBI's taxonomy places the organism in Eukaryota, Viridiplantae, Streptophyta, Magnoliopsida, Malpighiales, Euphorbiaceae. The coding region runs from base 67 to 729 and encodes 220 amino acids.